Messenger RNA from Cryphonectria parasitica EP155, 1791 nucleotides. RefSeq lists its product as uncharacterized. The transcript has 3 exons. The record is from RefSeq and is a predicted model, not a curated record. NCBI's taxonomy places the organism in Eukaryota, Fungi, Ascomycota, Sordariomycetes, Diaporthales, Cryphonectriaceae. Gene Ontology annotation, biological process: positive regulation of gene expression. The coding region runs from base 1 to 1791 and encodes 596 amino acids.
AUGUCUGAACCUGCUCCCGCAGCAGGCACACAGCCAGACCACCAGCAGCGUUCUUCUGCGGCUUUACGAGAGAAGCUGGAUGAACAGAUCAACAAGGACGCAGACGAUGCCCCUGAGGGAGCCAUAGACGAUAAGAAUGACGAGCAGGAGCAACAGAACGAACAUGCCUCCGGCGAAAAGGCCAAACCUCCUGGCGGCUACGAUCCGACGCCUUUCCCUGACGUGCCCCCAGGCUGGACCGUCCGUUUCGUCUUCCACCGCGCAGAGAACCUCCCCGCUGCGGACCUCACCACCCGCGCUGCCGACCCCUUCCUCACUGCCACCCUGUCCGCUCCACUCCCCAAGAGGCACAAGGAGGAUGCGCCCCUGGUCAAGAGGACACACGCCGUUCGAAACACUACAUCGCCCGUCUGGGACGAGGAGUGGAUUGUCGCCAACAUCCCCUCCGCUGGCUUUAGGCUCAAGUGUCGCCUCUACGACGAGGACUACCCUGAUCACGAUGACCGCCUGGGCAACGUCACCCUCGAGUGCGCCCAGAUCGGCGAGGGCUGGACCCUGGGUCCCGACGGCCAGUGGCUCGACGUCAAGAAGCGCAUGGGCAGCAAGCGCGCCUACUUCUUCAAGGCCAUCACGAGCACCCUCGAGAAGGGUGUCUCCAUGACGGGCCGCCUCCAUCUUAGCGCAGAGGUUAUCGGCCGCUCCGAGGGCUUUGGUGCCCAGAUGUACACUGUCGGACCAGGUUUCUACUUCAAACACUUUAGUCCCAUGCUCGGGAGGUUGACCGGCAUCAAGGUGAACGAGGAAGCCUCAGAGGAUGAAAAGGAUGAAGAUGACAAGAAACUUCAGAAAUACGACUUCCAGUCCAACGAGAUUCAAUUGCGGGGACCCGUCCCCGAACACCUGUACCAUCGCUUCGUUGAGUUUAAAGGUUGGGUCGGGCCCAUGUUCACGGGGAAGGGCAUCCGCGGCAAGAUCUUGCACAAGGUGCUGCACAAACAACACAACCGCAUCUAUGCCUUCAACUCGUCGACGCAGUGGGGUCAGUUCAAGAGCGGGUCCGAGGAAGCAGCCCUCCACUUCCUGCGCAUGGCUCACUUUGACGAAGGCGGGCGCAUCUUCACGUACGUCAUCACUCUCGAUGGCCUGAUGCGGUUUACCGAGACCGGCAAGGAGUUUGGCAUCGACUUCCUCUCCAAGCAUACCAUGCACUCGGACGUGGCCACCUACAUCGCCUGCUCGGGCGAGUUCUUCAUACGGCGUCUCGCCAAGCCUGAUGCCCCGGAGCACCAGGGCGACCCGUACGUCAACGAGCCGACGCACCCUGCCGACGACCUCUCUAACGGUCCGCCGGGAACGCCGCCGCCUGCGGACCCGAGGCACUACCAGCUCAUCAUCGACAACGACAGCGGCACGUAUCGACCGGACAAGCACCAGCUGCCCCACCUCCGCGAGUUCCUGGAGCAGAAUUUCCCGGGACUCGGCAUCGUCGCCAUGCACUGGGAGGACGAGGAGCUCCAGAAGCUCAAGGACAACCAGCGGAAGAUCAAGAAGAAGGAGGGUCAGAUGAUCAAGAUGGUGCAGAACCGCAGUCCUGACUCGAGUGACGUGAGCAGUGACGACGAGAGCAGGCUGAGCGACAUGUACUCGAGCGAGGGGGCGGGGGGUAAUGAUAUCGGCGAGGAUGGCCACUACAAGAGCAAAAAGGGCAUGGCGGUGGACCUGCUGGAGGACCCGCACCGGCUGAAAGACCUGUCACUCGGGAGCAAGAAAGGCACUGGCUCGACGCAUUGA